Symbiodinium sp. CCMP2592 is the source of this 1638-nucleotide messenger RNA. NCBI's taxonomy places the organism in Eukaryota, Dinophyceae, Suessiales, Symbiodiniaceae. The record is from the annotation of a GenBank genome assembly.
AUGACGACCGAACACCGCGAAGCGCUAUCUGCUUUUCUAGCAUCAGAGUCGUCAGGCGAACAGCCUGCCACCGGCCGCAUUCUGGGCAUGCUGAAGCAGAUGAAGGAGGAGAUUUCCGACAACGUCAAAGAGCUGUUGAACCUGGAGAAGCAGCGCAUUUCGGAGCACGAGAGCUUGCUAGACGCUAAACAAAAAGAGGGUGAGGCAGCAAUGAAAGCCAUGGAAGAGAAGAUGCUUCGACUUGGUGAGCUGAAGGUAGAAAUGCAAAUGGUAAAGGAUGAUAUCAAGGACUUGGAGCAGCAUCUUGGUGAGAGCUCUUCCUUUAUCGCCGAUCUCAAGAAAACAUGCGACGAGAAGCAGCAGGCAUGGAAUGCUUAUCAAUCAGCUCAAGCAGAGGAGAUUCGGGCCUUGUCAGAAACUGUGGAGUUCUUAGAGAAGAACGAUGUGCAAGGUGCGGUACGUGGAGCGAUGAAAAACCCCUCGUUGAUGCAGAAAUCUCCGAUGUACACAUUACCAACAUCUUCCCGAUUCAUGUCCGAAUCCAAGGAGGAGCGAGGGAAUUGGCUCAGCCUCCUUCAGAUGAGCGCUGGCAGCUCAGAUGAGGCUUCCCAGAGCCAGAAGUCUGACUACGCCGAGAUGGCUUUGCGUGGGAAUCGGCCAGGGUUGGAAGUCGCGAUCCAAAAACUGGAUGAGCUCCAUGAUGUUCUGGACACGGAACAAGCAUCGGAUCAGGAGCGACAGCAGUACUGCCAAAAAAAACUGGGGAAGGCGGCUAGGGUCAAGCAGAACAAGGAACGAGACAUUGAGGAUGCGACGACCAUCAUGGCAACUUACGAGAACGAGCUCAGCACAGUGGUUGACGAGAUGAGAGACAUGGAGAAAGCCAUGAAGGAGCUGGAUGCACAGGUUGCAGAAGUUACAGACACUCGCAAGAGCGAGCAUGAAGCUUUUGUCAAAUCCCGUGAGACCAACAAUGCAGCUCUAGAGCUGUUGGAUGUGGCAGCGCAGCGCAUCGAGCGGUUCUAUUCGGGCAGCCUCCUUCAGGAGCGACACAGCGCGCACCUUGCCUCGGCUUCGAGGCAGGGAAGAACAAAGGAUGCACCGGAUGUUGACCUGACGUACCGCAAGCAAGGGGGCGCCUCGACUCAGAUCAUAAUGCUCUUCAGCAGGAUCAAGGAAGACCUCCAGAAGCAGAUGGCGACCUUGGAGUCCGAAGACAAAGCGAAGGGCGGAGGGCGGCGGAGGACGCGCGUGUGCCGCGUGCUGUUGCUUUGUACUGAGGGACAGACGGAGUACGAAAACAUUGUGGAGAAUUCUAACAAAAAGAAAACGAUCGGCAACGAGAACCUCGGGAGCAAGCAGGUUCCCGGCGAAGAAGCAACUGCUCCUGUUCCAAUGGUUUGUGAGAGCCAGGCGGCCAAGGCUGAGCUACAGGUCACACUCCAACGGAGUCGCGAUGCGUUGCGAUCCGACAAACAGGCAAUGGAUGUCAGUGCAAGUUCCAAGAAAGUUUGGCUUUGCGCAGAAAUUCUCAGAGUGUUCGAGGCACUGCUGGCCGUGGAGGAGGAGAUCCAGGGCUUGCAUGCGGAAUGCGACUUUUUAUUAAAGAUCCUGGCCCAGCGAAUUCCAGCAGCGUGA